CUGAGAGAAUCCCACUUUGCUUUCUCUUUACCCUUUUUCUCACUAUAUUCCUUUUCUCAUUUUUAACCAACCAACUUGCCUUCUCUUCCAAACCCAGUUGCCUUUGAAGGUUCCAUGGGCACAUCUCGCGAUUACCUUUCUCUGAAGUCCUUGUCAAGCAAAAUCAUAGGCAGGCUAUGCCAUUGUGGUUUUGACAGUAAGUAUAGUAGGUUGGAUGCAAAGCUUGAAAGGAAAAUGAGAGACGAAAAACGUAAGAGAUCAGGACAGAUCAGGUUCAAUUCAAGUGAAAGCAUAUUUUCGUGGUUCCCUAAGUUCAGAGAGGGAUUGAAAAGUAUCAAAGGUGUAUUUGAACAAUAUGAUGAAGACUCUAGUGGAGUUAUCGACCGUGACGAACUUAAAAAAUGCUUAGAGAAACUUAAUCUCCAUAAGGAGGAGAAAGAGAUUGAUGAACUAUUCAAUUCUUGUGACAUUGAUGGGAGCAAGGGAAUACAAUUCACCGAGUUUAUUGUCUUCCUGUGUCUCAUUUAUCUCUUAAUGAUACCCUCCUCCUCUUCUUUUAUGGUGGGUUCGACAGAGCUCAAGGAGACUUUCGAUAGAAUAGUAGAUGCAUUCUUGUUUCUCGAUAAGAAUGGUGAUGGAAAGCUGAAUAAGAAAGACGUGGAUAAGUCUUUAAAUGAGUUUUACCCCUGGGAGAAAUCACCUGGAAAUAUCUCGAAGAAUCCAUUCAUGGAGAUGGACCAGGACAGGAAUGGGAAGGUUGGCUUCAGAGAAUUUCUCUUUGCUUUGAUCAAAUGGGUUGGCAUUGAUGAUAGCACUGGAGAGAUGGACUCAGAUGAAGAAAUUAGUGACGGAGAGUAAAAGCAAAUGCCCAACAAGAAGAAAACAAUCUGAAACAAAUCCCAGUGUUACCUUAAACUGUUGUUGUCUUUAUGUAAUUUAUAUACUUUCUUUUCAUAACUGUAGAAACUUGAAACAUUCAAUAAAUUGAAUUGUCAACUUAGUGAUGAUUAUUUUA
This is a messenger RNA of Mangifera indica (mango), 1015 nucleotides long. RefSeq names its product probable calcium-binding protein CML22. The coding region runs from base 115 to 858 and encodes 247 amino acids. The record is from RefSeq and is a predicted model, not a curated record. The transcript is spliced from 5 exons. NCBI's taxonomy places the organism in Eukaryota, Viridiplantae, Streptophyta, Magnoliopsida, Sapindales, Anacardiaceae. Gene Ontology annotation, molecular function: calcium ion binding.